AUGGUUGUUGACUGGUGGAGAUUCAGCAAGAGUUUAAAGAAUGAACUGUACCCGCCGGAGCCUCUCUUGCCGCAGAGGAGAUGGGGUGGGUCAGGCAAGAGAGAAAACCAAUGCCUCUUGUGGGGGCAGAUUCGAGAUGUGUUCCUUGGUCUGAGAACAAAUGAGAUGAGGAAGAACGGAAAAAGGAAAACGAAAACACGUUCCUUCUUAGCACAGUGUGGCCUGGGAGAUCAGCUCAUGAGUGUCAGUUUAGCUGCCGACUCGGACCCGUGGCCUGGGACUGUUAGAGUCCAUGUUGAGAGGGAUCGGAGCCAUGAGGGCAGUGUGGACCCCGUGGUUCCGGUGACUUCUAGAAGCCCACACCGAGUUUGUGGGACUGAGCUGGUCUCCACGGGUGGCAGUGGCGGUCUCCUCUCUCCCCAGAACUGUCUCAGCAAACAGCAGCUCCUCUCCGCCAUCCGCCAGCUGCAGCAGCUGCUGAAGGGCCAGGAGACGCGCUUCGCCGAGGGCAUCCGCCACAUGAAGAGCCGGCUGGCCGUGCUACAGAAUUCUGUGAGCAGGGUGGCCCCAGACGCCCCCCCAGUUUCCUGCCCGGCUCUGAGCGCCCCUGCAGAUGGCAGAAAGUUUGGAAGCAAGUACUUAGUAGAUCACGAAGUCCAUUUUACCUGCAACCCUGGGUUCCGGCUGGUUGGACCCAGCAGUGUGGUGUGUCUUCCCAAUGGUAACUGGACAGGGGAGCAGCCCCACUGUAGAGAUAUCAGUGAAUGCUCCAGCCAGCCUUGUCAAAAUGGCGGAACCUGUGUAGAAGGCAUCAACCAGUACAGAUGCAUUUGUCCUCCAGGAAGGAUUGGGAACCGCUGUCAGCAUCAGGCCCAGACUGCCGCCCCCGACAGCAGCGUGGCCGGCGACCCCGCCUUCAGCCGGGCGCCGCGCUGCGCGCAGGUGGAGCGGGCUCAGCACUGCAGCUGCGAGGCGGGAUUCCACCUGAGCGCUGCUGCCGCCGGCGACAGCGUCUGCCAGGAUGUGAAUGAGUGCGAGCUCUAUGGGCAUGAGGGGCGGCCCCGGCUCUGCAUGCAUGCCUGCGUGAACAUCCCAGGCUCCUACCGCUGCACCUGCCCCAGCGGAUACCGGACCCUGGCCGACGGGAAGAGCUGUGAGGAUGUCGAUGAGUGUGUGGGCCCCCAGCACGUGUGCCCCCGGGGGACCACAUGCAUCAACACCGGUGGAGGCUUCCAAUGCGUCAGCCCCGAGUGUCCCGAGGGUAGCGGCAAUGUGAGCUAUGUGAAGACAUCGCCCUUCCAGUGUGAGCGAAACCCCUGCCCCAUGGACAGCAGACCCUGCCGCCAUCUGCCCAAGACCAUCUCUUUCCAUUACCUCUCUCUGCCUUCCAACCUGAAGACACCCAUCACGCUCUUCCGCAUGGCCACGGCCUCAGCCCCCGGCCGGCCUGGGCCCAACAGUCUGCGGUUUGGGAUCGCGGGUGGGAACAGCCGGGGCCACUUUGUGAUGCAGCGCUCAGACCGACAGACAGGGGAACUGAUCCUUGUCCAGACCCUGGAGGGGCCUCAGACACUGGAGGUGGACGUUGACAUGUCAGAAUACCUGGACCGCUCCUUCCAGGCCAACCACGUGUCCAAGUGCCAAAGUACGAGUCCUGAAGACCAAAAGUCCUGCAACCUUAACAGCUGUAAACCCCAGUACCUACUAGACACUGGAGUGGGUAGAACAGCUUUGGAGCUCCAAAAGUGCCCCAUUCCUGCAAUACUGUCACUGUUGGAUCUGACAGCUCACUGAAAAGCUACCUUCUCAGGACCUGUGUUAAUCUGACCAGAUUAAGAACUCACUCUGUGAACAGCCCUACCAUUUGUCAAAAAUAAUAAGCAGUAAUUGUUUAACAUCGAGACUAGAGGUGGUAUUAACAGAGUCAACACAAGGCUAACAGGAAAACUUAGCAGAAAAAAACAUGGGGAUCUUUGAAAAGCUCUGACACAUCCCUGGGAGUCUAAAAGAUCAGGCAUGUGCAGGGCUUAGAACAUGCCCAGGAAAGACACGAAAGAGUCCUAAGUUCUCAUCUCUGGCCAGCCUUGAGGCUCUGCUCAUGCAGGAAGUAAAGCCCAAGGCAGAGUUAUAAACUACUGACUGGAAUAUUGAAGGUAUAUUCUAACUCACACACAGUUUCUCUGUAAGUACUGAAGACUUCUGUGUUGAAAGUGUUUAAGAAAAUCUCUGUCCAGUCAUUAGCUGACUAUUAAGGUAACUGAUCAUUGACUUCAACAGCCACACAUGACAAAAAAAAAAAUACAGACUUUACAGAAUUAGUCCAGGAAAAUCACUAAACAAACAAAAAUGACAAUAGCAGCAACAACAAACAAACCCUGGAUGAGGUAUUCUGAUUUAUGGAG
This is a messenger RNA of Carlito syrichta (Philippine tarsier), 2402 nucleotides long. It is a transcript of the gene FBLN7, whose product is annotated as fibulin 7. Bases 1 to 1794 code for a protein of 597 amino acids. The record is from RefSeq and is a predicted model, not a curated record. The transcript is spliced from 10 exons. Gene Ontology annotation, molecular function: calcium ion binding. Lineage: Eukaryota; Metazoa; Chordata; Mammalia; Primates; Tarsiidae.